UAUGCCUCUUCGACAAGAUUUCUUUGAAUGGUUUCAAUUAUCAUCCUCAAAAAAUUUUUUUGCAUCCAUUUACAGUCACUUGAUCUCUGUUGUUUUUACGUUCAAAUUUUCAAUUAUCUUCUUGGCUCUGAAAAUCUAUUUUCAGCAGAAUUCCCUCUCCUAGCUCUCUCUCUCUCUCUCUCUCUCUCUCUCUCUCUUAUUGCUAUUAUUCUUUCCUCUUUUUUUGGUCUGUACUUGUGUCAAUUUUACUGUACUCUUUUCAUGCAUGAGACGCACCAUAAAUCUCGGGUUUACUGGAAGCUAAUUGAAUGCCUUAGCAUGAGAAAUAUAUAUUCUUGUUGCAAAAGCCCUUCAUACACGUAGAUCUGUUGUCCAAUAGAAGCUGAAUUAGAUUACGUGUCGGAACCAUGCUAAACGCUUUCUUUGUAAGAAACUACAAAGCGUUGCUUAGCAGUCUGAGUCCUACUGCCACAUAUCGUUUUUCUGAUUUUCUCUAACAUAUUGUUUGAACUCCUAUUACGCACAUAUUAUUAGUCUUUAGUUUUGCAGGUCUUGUAAUUUUGUUAUAAUCCAUUUAUGGAUAUCUUUAUAUGUGAUUCUAGCUCUGUGCUGAACUUAUUGAAGGUAUGAUGUCUAAAAUUGAUUUCUUAUUAUACGUUUAAAUUAUCUGAAAUAGAUUUAAUAUAUGAACAACUGACUUAAGUUUUCCAGAUUAAAUUAUGGUCUGGUGAGGCCAUUAUACAAAUUUCUUCAGUCCUGCAAGCUGCUGAAUUAAAUCUUUCCAGACGUGAACACAUAUUUCUUGGGGAUUGACUUCGUUUAUCAUUAAACUUCUUAACUCUUGACAGACUUUUGGCUUUUCGACUUCUACUUCACUUUUCAUUCCUUGAAAUUUUAUGGCGUUCUCAACUUAACCGCACAAAGUGGGGGUUGUGUUUACUAAAUCAUUUUCAUGCAGAUUUGGAAGAAUUCUUUAUAUGCACGGUUAACAUUUUCUCAAAUUGAAUUAUUAAUGUUAUAGAGCAAUAUCCUAAAUAUUUAGCAAAUAGGUUCUUAUGACAGCAUAUCUGAUUCCAAGUUACAGAUAUUGAUACAUGACAACCAUGAUAUGAGUGAAAUUUCUGAUUUUGCAAUCUGGUUUUUAAGAAGUAACUAGGAAUUUUAAAGUAUUUGUCAAGAGACUUUUGUUAAACCACAGAUGUGUGUGUGUGUGUGUGUGUGUGUCGUGUGUGUGUACUAGAGCACGUAUAACAUGCCCACAGACAAACUGUUUGUAGAGACUUGUUGAGUUCUAUAUGCAUGAAGCUUUGAGAUGAUUUUCAGAGAUCAAGCUAAAGUUAAAUGUUAUAUGGAGACUAAAAAAAUAUAAAAUCAUGGUGUUUAGCUAAAAUAUAAUUGACAAAUAUACUGUCAUCUCAUGCAUGUUUAAUUGUUUUUGCAUCGUUCACUAUGAACUACUAAUCCUGAUGUAUGUUUGGAUGUAACAUCAGAAAGUGAAGCUGCAGUCUACUGGCUUGUUAUUUAUCUUUGUGCAUGUGAUGUCAAUUUGGCUGUAUAUUCUUUCAAUUAAAUGUUGAAUCUAUUAUAUGGCUUUAACCCAUCUAUGGCAUUUAGGAUUGCUAUUGCUCUUUAUUUCAGCCGUUUAAGCAGGGUGGAAGUAAUGUCUGAGAAGCAGGCGCAAUUAAGGAUGCGUUUUUUAUAUGUUGAGGAAUCUGCUAUGGGCAACAUCCAAGCAUGAUGUGUACCUCAUGCAAAAUUACUCAGUUAUGCAUUGGUCGUCAUUGCUGCGUAGAGGCAAAGAAGUCCUCAAUGUGGCUAAACCAAUUGUUCCAACCCUGAAAUGCCCGGGGUUGUUGUCUCAGCCACUAUCCAGAGUGCAAAUAAGUACUAUGGCUGUCAAAGAGGACUUAAUAGUUGCAGGAGGUUUUCAAGGAGAGCUUAUUUGCAAGCAUUUGAAUCAACCUGGAGUUCAAUUCUGCACGAAAGUAACAACAGGUGAAAAUGCUAUUACAAAUGCAGUGGACAUUUACCAUAACCAAAGUGGCUCAGUGAGGAUUUUGACUGCGAACAAUGAUACCCUUGUUAGAGUUUUUGAUGCCGAAAGUUUUGCUUGCCUAAAUCGUCUCUCCUUUGAUUGGUCUGUGAAUAACACCUCCGCCAGCCCAGAUGGUAAAUUACUUGCUGUCCUUGGUGACAGUACAGAGUGCUUAAUGGCCGAUGCUCAUUCUGGGAAGAUAACUGGUAGCCUGAAGGGACAUUUGGAUUAUUCUUUUGCAUCGGCUUGGCACCCUAAUGGACAAAUUUUGGCUACAGGGAAUCAAGAUACUACAUGUAGGCUAUGGGACAUUAGGAAUACAUCCAAGUCCCUGGCUGUGUUGAAAGGAAACAUGGGUGCAAUUAGAGCACUAAGGUUUACUUCAGAUGGCCAGUUCUUGGCUAUGGCGGAACCUGCAGACUUUGUUCACAUCUUUGAUACAGAAUCUGGGUAUGUCAAGUGCCAGGAGAUCGACCUAUUUGGGGAAAUUGCCGGCAUAUCCUUUAGCCCAGAUACAGAAGCCCUCUUUGUUGGGGUCGCUGACCGUACUUACGGUAGCUUGUUAGAGUUUAACAGGAAACAUUAUGAGAGGUAUUUGGACUCCAUAUUCUAGUUAAAGAUGCCCAAACUUGAAGCAACCUUGUGGAUGUGUAUACGACUUACAGGUUCUUUGUUUUAAGGUUGUUCGAAGCUUAAGCUUAAGCUUUUUUCUUAGAUUUCCCCCCUUUUAUUCUAUCUGGUGUUCCAAUAUUUUGGCUGUAUAGAGCAGUGUGCUUAGGUAUUGGUGGCAUGUGUCCUUGAGGAGCUAGUUUUGUGAAGGGUUAAUUUUUUGAAGCUGGCAGAAAAGGAAGAUAAGAUAAAUUUUUGUAUUUUUUUUGUAAGGCAGUUGAGGUGGUUGUCUGUGUGUAUAUAAUAUAUAAUGUGUCGGAUUUUUAUUAUAAUUUACAAGUAAGGAUGACGAAGUCACCUGCUCCGUUGGACCUGAUCUGGUGGGGCGGAUAAAAUCUGCUUCCUAUUGAGGGUGGGAAUGAGUUUUAAACAUAAAAUUCGAUAUGCCCUAUAA
Molecule: messenger RNA, 3098 nt
Organism: Jatropha curcas
Lineage: Eukaryota; Viridiplantae; Streptophyta; Magnoliopsida; Malpighiales; Euphorbiaceae
Product: Transducin/WD40 repeat-like superfamily protein
Molecular function (GO): protein binding
Source: RefSeq, a predicted model, not a curated record